Molecule: messenger RNA, 1668 nt
Organism: Trichoderma reesei QM6a
Lineage: Eukaryota; Fungi; Ascomycota; Sordariomycetes; Hypocreales; Hypocreaceae
Exons: 1
Biological process (GO): mismatch repair; base-excision repair
Cellular component (GO): nucleus
Molecular function (GO): adenine/guanine mispair binding; purine-specific mismatch base pair DNA N-glycosylase activity; oxidized purine DNA binding
Source: RefSeq, a predicted model, not a curated record
UCACGCUCAGUCAAGUUCGACAGCGCUCUCUCCAAAAGUCUCUUCGCGCAGGAAGCCAGGGAAGCGACAAAAGAGGAAGCAUGUCUCCCGCCAUUGCGCCAGCACUCCGUUCUCUACCACAGACCACUCCUCUUGGACGAACGAGUUGGUUCUCAGGGCCGCAAGGCGCUGCUCUCGUGGUUUGACUCAGUCAGCCAAUCGCGAUCCAUGCCAUGGAGGAAAGCGUGGGUUGACCCCCAGACGAUAUCAGACCCGGCCGAGCUCCGUAAGACGCUCGAGAUACGUGCGUACGAGGUCUGGAUAAGCGAAAUUAUGCUGCAACAGACGCGCGUGGCCGUCGUCAUUGACUACUGGAGCCGCUGGAUGGCCAAGUGGCCGACGAUUCAUGAUCUGGCAGCUGCAAAGCCGGAGGAUGUCCUGUCCGCGUGGAGUGGGCUUGGAUACUACAGCCGCGCCACAAGGAUACAUGAAGCGGCGAAGCGUGUCGUUGGCGACCCAGACAUGAGGGGCCUCUUGCCGUCCUCUGCAAGGGACCUCGACGCAAAGAUCCCCGGCGUUGGGCGAUAUACUGCUGGUGCCAUCUCAUGCAUCGUAUUUGGCCGCGCGGAACCGAUGGUCGACGGCAACGUGCUGCGAGUGUUGAGCAGGCAGCUGGGCAUACACGGCAACAUCAAGACGGGCAAAGCCGUCAUCGAUGCCAUCUGGGCAGCGGCAGAUGCCAUGGUGAAAGCGACGUCUGAGCUGGACAGCCCCAAUGGCGAGACAAGCUGCGAACCCAACGACCGACCGGGCCGUUGGGGCCAGGCGCUGAUGGAGCUGGGCAGCACCAUCUGCACCCCGAACCCUGAUUGCUCUCAGUGUCCGAUUACCUCUACGUGUCGCGUUUAUAAGGAGGGCGAGCUCAAGGCCAGCAAGCCAAGGGAGACGCUCAAGACGAUCGCGGACAUUGAGGACGCAGCAUGUAUCCUCUGUGAACCGUUUGAUGACAGCGCAGGAGGCAGUGAUGACGACUCCACCCAAGGCAAGAACCGCACCAACAAGGCAGAGGUAAGGCAGAGCAAGCAAGCAACACUGGCAGCGUUUGCGUUUACGAGGAAACCCGCCAAAGACGCUCCAUCCUCUUCCUCUCCUUCAGCGACGUCUGGGGCCCCUUCCAAGGCCACCAUGAACAUCAUCACCAGCCACGCCCGCCGAUUCCCCGUCAAGGUCAUCAAAAAGGCCGUCCGUGAAGAAGAAACGCUUGUCUGCGCGAUCCGCCGAAGCGACGGCCACUACCUCAUUCACCGCCGGCCACUCAAGGGUCUUCUGGCUGGACUUUGGGAAUUCCCGAGUCAACUGCUGGGGCCAUCGACGAAACCGGAUACGGGCAAGCGAGAGCAGCUUGCUACAGCAUAUGUGUCAAGUCUGGUGAAUGGUGGCAAAGAAAGGAGGAAGAGAAAGACCAAGAUAUCUUGCGGGGGAGAGCUUGGCAGUGUGCCUUGGUUGUUUUCGCACAUUAAGCUCACGAUGCAUGUGUUCUUGUUCGAAGUGGGCGAAGAUGCGGAGGUGGCAGAUGACAAAGAGCAGCCAAGACGGUGGGUGGCCAGUGGUCAGGUUGAUGCAGAGUCGAUGGGAACGGGAAUGCGCAAAUGCUGGGAAAUGGUACAGAAUGCAGUGAAAGAAUCAUAG